Galeopterus variegatus (Sunda flying lemur) is the source of this 339-nucleotide messenger RNA. RefSeq names its product leupaxin-like. The record is from RefSeq and is a predicted model, not a curated record. Lineage: Eukaryota; Metazoa; Chordata; Mammalia; Dermoptera; Cynocephalidae. The annotation marks the transcript as partial. The transcript is spliced from 3 exons.
AGGCUUACAUAUUCUCUUGUUCCUUAUGAUAUAGAUGCCUUACUAGAGGAACUAGAACGCUCCACCCUCCAGGACAGUGGUGAAUAUUCCAACCCAGCUCCUCUUUUCCUGGAUCAGCAUUCCGGAAAGGAGAGUAACCUUGCUGAGACUUCAAAGAUCCUGUCCGUUCAGGAUAAUGUAAGUCCCUUGCCAGUGCAGCUCGUGUAUACUACCAAUAUCCAGGAGCCCAAUGUCUACAGUGAGAUCCAAGAGCGAAAGGAAUCCCCACCACCUCCUAAAACCUCAGCAGCCACUCAACUGGAUGAGCUCAUGGCUCAUCUGAGUGAAAUGCAGGCCAAG